GCCCAUUGCCGUGCCAGGGACAGCAAGGGGGUGUUCAGAGCUGUGAGCGAUGGGGGCUCAGCUCUCACAGCUGUCCCGGGGCUAUUCCUCACCCUGCAAAGGCUCUUUUGUCUCCUUCAAAGCCAUGACCUCAUUUUACAGACAGAAAACAGAGAGGGGAAAAACCCCCCAACCUGCCAGGGGAGGUCAGAGGGGCCGGCAGAGAGAUCUGUGAGCAUCCAGCUUCUCCAGCAGGGACACAAAAAACCGGGAUUUUGGGGCAGAAAAUUGCCCUGGAGAGAUGGCCAUGAGACUGCUGAAGGGCCCUUUAGUCCUGUGUGUGUCCAGGGCACCAAGUGCCUUCUUUGAGCAAGAGCACGAGGUCAGGCUCCCAAAUCUGGCAGCCAGAGGGGCUCUGGAAGUGUGUGCCUGUUGAUCUCUGAGGAUUUUUGGAGUUUGGGUUGUUUCCUUUUUUUUUCCUGAGGAACAGGCUCCUGGCAAAAGCAGGGGUGGCUGGAGUUCAGUUAGGGGUGCUGGUGGCUCCUGCUGGGGUGACAUUUGCCUGACCCGUGUGUGGGCAUGGUUUGGGGUCAGGGACACCCCUCAUCCCCCCUAAAACUCCACCAUUUGUUCUGGGUUGGAUUUGCAGCCUCGUGUCCAGCCUUGGCUUUGCUCUGGCCCCUGGUUUUUGCUCAGACACCAGAACUGUCCUUUCCACCCCGAACCCACUCCUGAGACUCCUCUGGCCCUGUGACUGUCGUUUUCCAGAUAAAACCAGGAAUGACGGGGUAGGACUCUUGGAGCAGGACUCCUGGAGCUGCCUGGAAGCCCCAGAGGGGUCAGAUGUCCCCUCACACAUCAUUUCUGCUCCAGCUGCGAACAAGAACUUCCAGUUUCACUUCCCAUUUUCCCAGCCAUGUGAGCAGACACCAGAGCAGAGCAGUGAGGGCUUCUGGCUGCUCGUCUCCUCCCCGUGACAGAUGGGGAAACGCUUCUUCCUCGCUCGGUGCUGGUGGUUUGAACUCUGGAGUUUUGUGUCCGGGGGUUCAGUGGCCACGUGGGUGCUCCGAGUGCCACCAGCACGGGUUUGCUCUUCUCUUUGCCCACUUCCAGUUUGCUGGGGUAAGCACUUUGUGAUCCCUGCUGGGCUGAGAGUUUUCCCCAGAAGAUUUCAGCAAUGCACACCCAGGAAAUCCCGUGUGCUUGCUCGGGCAGGGCUGGUGCAGAGGGAGGAUUCGCCGCUCGGAGCAGGGUGCUGAGGAGCAGCACAGCAAUUCCUGUGCAAUUUCGGGGGCUGCAGUGGAAGGAAAAGCAGAUUCUGAGCGUUCCCGGGAUUUUGACCACAGCCUGUGAGGAGGGGAACCUGCAGUGGGAUCCCGGCCUGAGCUCUCCACAUCUCACAAGAAGAGGAAGAGGAAAAGACGGUUCCUUCGCCGUUGAUAAAAUGGGAAGCAGCAUCUCCCCAGCAGCCCGGGAAGGGAAGCUCCAAUCCUUGCCUGGGGGGCAUCCCUGGGAGCUCUGCAGCUGGCAGGACACAGCCCUGUGCCACUGAGGGCUCAGCCUGGGGACAGCAUGUCCUUGCAGAGCCGCCGGACCCAGCUGCUGCUGGUGAACUCGCUGACCUUCGGGCUGGAGGUGUGCCUGGCCGCCGGCAUCACCUACGUGCCGCCGCUGCUGCUGGAGGUGGGCGUGGAGGAGAAGUUCAUGACCAUGGUUUUGGGGAUAGGCCCUGUCCUUGGGCUGGUUUUUGUGCCUCUGAUCGGCUCGGCCAGCGACCAGUGGCACAGCAGCUACGGCCGCAGGAGACCUUUCAUCUGGCUGCUGUGCCUGGGGGUGCUGCUCAGCCUUUUUGUCAUCCCCCACGCCGGCAGCCUGGCCGGCCUGUGCGCCCUCAACCCCCGGCCUCUGGAGAUCGCCUUCCUCAUCGUGGGCAUCGGGCUGCUGGAUUUCUGCGGCCAGGUGUGCUUCACCCCGCUGGAGGCCCUGCUCUCCGACCUCUUCCAGGAGCCGGACAACUGCCGCCAGGCCUUCUCCAUGUACGCCUUCAUGAUCAGCCUGGGCGGCUGCAUCGGCUACCUGCUGCCAGCCAUCGACUGGGCCUUCCUGGCGCCCUACCUGGGCGGGCAGGAGAGCUGCCUCUUCAGCCUGCUGGCCCUCAUCUUCCUCGCCUGUGUGCUGGCCACGCUGUUUGUCACAGAGGAGGCCGCCCAGGGGGAUAUCCUGGCGGGGCCGGCGCUGAAGGACGCGUCCCCGAGGGCGUCCCUGUGGUGCUGCUGCUGGCGGGCGGCGCGGGCGCCGUGCCUGCUGCCGGGCAGGCGGGUGCUGCAGGCGGGCAGGCGGCUGUGCGCGCUGCUGCCGCGCCUGCACGGCCUCUGCUGCCGCGUGCCCGGCGUCGUGCGCCGCCUCUUCGUGGCCGAGCUCUGCAGCUGGAUGGCUCUCAUGACUUUCAUGCUCUUCUACACGGAUUUCGUCGGGGAAGGGCUGUACCACGGCGUGCCCAGGGCCAAGCCGGGCACGGAGGCCAGGCGGCACUACGAUGAAGGUGUCCGGAUGGGCAGCCUGGGCCUCUUCCUGCAGUGCAUCACCUCCAUCUUCUUCUCGACAAUCAUGGACUGGCUGGUGAAGCACUUUGGGACACGGGCAGUGUACCUGGCCAGCGUGGUGUUCUUCCCUGGGCUGGCCUUUGUCAUGUGCCUGUCCCGCAGUGUCACCGUGGUCACCAUCUCCGCUGCCCUGACUGGCUUCACCUUCUCUGCCCUCCAGAUCCUGCCCUACACGCUGGCAUCCCUCUACCACCACGACAAACAGGUGUUUCUGCAUAAAUACAAGAGGAAAGAGGAGGAAGACGCCACUCUGCAGGACAAGAAAUCAGCCUUCUCCAAGGGGCUGCUCUCCAGCCAGAAGCUGUCUUACCAGAAUGGCCACACUGGGAGCCUCUUCUCCUCCUCCUCCUCACCUUCCUCCCCACCCUCCUCCUCCCCAGCCUCCCCUCCGGCCGUGCCCAGCUCUGCUCUGUGCGUCGGCUCCCCCUGCGACGUCUCCCUGCGGAUGGUGGUGGGAGAGCCGGAGCCGGGGGCUCCUGGCCGGGGGAUCUGCCUGGACCUGGCCAUCCUGGACAGCGCCUUCCUCCUCUCCCAGGUGGUGCCCUCGCUCUUCAUGGGCUCCAUCGUCCAGUUCACCCAGUCCGUCACUGCCUACAUGGUGUCGGCAGCUGGGCUGGGCCUGGUCGCCAUCUACUUCGCAACCAAAGUCGUCUUUGACAAGGGUGACAUGGCCAAGUGCUCCGUGUGACAGCAGGGCAGCCGUGGGGCACCAGCUCUGUGUGUGUGUGUGUGUGUGUGUGCCCACAGGGCCACUCGUGGGGCGCCUCGCGUGGCACCGGCCGGCCCCAGGCUGGGGCUGCCACCCCGGGGUGGCUCUGGGGCUGUGGGCAGCACGGGGUUAAUCUCAGGUGUAAAUAAGAGGCUUUGGGGUGUUGUCCUCAGGGCCUGAAGUG
Molecule: messenger RNA, 3475 nt
Organism: Taeniopygia guttata (zebra finch)
Lineage: Eukaryota; Metazoa; Chordata; Aves; Passeriformes; Estrildidae
Gene: SLC45A3
Product: solute carrier family 45 member 3
Biological process (GO): transmembrane transport
Cellular component (GO): membrane
Molecular function (GO): sucrose:proton symporter activity
Source: RefSeq, a predicted model, not a curated record